AUGACAAUAGGUAAACAAGUAAAAUCAAAACUGAAGAAAGAGGGGGAUUUUGUCCCUCCUGAUGGUGGCUGGGGGUGGAUGAUCGUCGUGGCAGCGGGGUUCUCUAACCUGUCUGCAUUGCCGAUACUGCAACAGUUCGGGCUCUUGUUUCGGGACAAGUUUGCUCGUCUCGGGAUCAGCAGCUCCGAGACGACCACUAUAAUCAACAUGAACUCCGCCCUGACCUCUUGCGUCGGUCUAGCAAAUGGUCCGUUGUUUAAAACGUUUACCUACAGACAGGUGUCGCUGGCAGGAGCUACGAUUGUAUUCAUAUCACUAAUCUUGACUACGUUUUCUUACAACUUCGUCACUUAUCUUGUGUCUUUCUCAAUUUUAUAUGGUGCUGGCUAUGGUAUAAGCAGUUCAGCUAACGCCCUCGCAUUAAACACCUAUUGGAAAAAUAGAAGAAGAUUAGCAACUGGUUUAUCAUGGACAACCACCGGCUUAGGGCCCAUCAUGUGGCCACAUAUCAUCACAGGGCUCUUUGCUGUCUUCGGAGAAACAGGCGCUAUACUCAUCAUCAGUGGAAUAUCUUUGCAUGCAAUAGCCUGCGCUCUCUUAUUGCAACCUGUAGAAUGGCAUACUAAAAAACCAAAUGAAAAAGACGAAGAUCAAGAGAAACUUUUGAAAAGUGAUACUAAAGAUGAAAAGGAAAAGGUGGAUGGUAAAAAGCAAGAUAGUGGAUAUUUUAGUCAAAUGUCGAAAUUUAAAAACUUAAGUGCAUUUUCAAGUCAAUAUCUCUAUAAUGAAGAUGACCCAGUGAAUCCUGGUUAUGAGAUCACAGACCCUGGUGUGCCUAUGAUGUUGCGUGCAAACGAUGGCUAUUUUAGUCAGUCUAGACAGUCUAAAAGCAGACUUUCUUCAAGAGAAGGAUCAAACAAAAAUUCUCAAAUGAAUUCUAGACUAAAUUCUAAAAAGCCCUCAAUGACGAAUUUGCUCGAGAAUCGAUCUCGUAAAUCAUCAACUUUGUACUUAAAUGAAUCGAAGAAAAACUCAGCCGCUAAUUUGGGAGCGUUGGUUCAAGAACGUGAUACUUAUAAACCAAAGCGAAAAACCUCAAUUACAUUAGAAACACAAAUUCCAGAAUCUGAAAUUGAAGAUUGUCCAACAUUGAAGGCUCCUCAAGAUCUGAAGGCUGACGAAAAAGCAGUAGUAGAAAAAAUUGAUCCAGCUCACGCUAAAGUUAUAGCGGACAGAGCCGAAAAGCAUUUUGCUGGAAGCAAAAGCAUAAAAUCUUUUAAAAUGGAUGGCCAAUAUGGAGAAAAGUAUAAUAAGGAUAAUCACAGUAAUGUGUCACUAAGAAAAGAGCCUGAAGAAAUGGAUGAGAAGAAAUAUUUAAAAGAUAACCACAGCAACCAAUCGUACAGAACGCGACACAGGAGGAAAUCUAAUAACUUUAAUUAUGAAAGUGAAGUAUUGAAACAAGCGUCGCUGAAAUUGGAACAGUAUUUGAAAGAGAGUGAGGACAGAAAUGAUAAAAUCAAAAUAUUAAUUACACAAAUGGAUGACGAUGACAAUGUUUUUGAUGAGAAAAAAGAAGAUGAAAUAAAAGAAAAAGAAGACGUAGAAGAAGAAGAAUUAGAAGAAAAAUUAACGUUUUGUCAAAAAGUAGCAUUGUUCUUUGAUUUAGACUUAUUAAAAGAUUAUACAUUCAUUAACCUUAUGUUGGGUAUAACUCUAGCUAACUUUAACGAAUUAAAUUUUUCCAUUUUAACUCCAUUUAUUCUCGGGGACUAUGGGAAAACUAAAUCUGAAGUAGCAUUGUUCAUGUCUCUUCUAGCUGGGGUUGAUAUCUGUGUACGGUUCUGCAUACCAUUCGUUGCUGGUAAAAUUGGAUGGGAUAACAAUUCAUUUUUCCUCUUUGGUGUGAUGUCAAUGGCCAUGGGAAGAGUAGUCUUGGCCUACUGUCAAAAGUACUACGUGGUUCUGUUAGUGGCUGUGAUGAUUGGUUUCGGCAAAGGAUUGCGAACUGUAUUCAUGGCCCUAGUUAUACCAACACACGUGCCAUUACAUAAGCUACCGGGAGCUACGGGGAUACAAUUGAUUACAGCUGGAAUGGUUUAUCUAACUCUAGGACCAGUUGUAGGAUGGAUCAAAGACAAUGCAUCUACAGCAGUGACGCUACACUGUCUCAACAUCUUCACAUGGUUGACCGCGUUGUCCUGGGGCCUAGAGAAAUUCAUAACAGCAAGACGACAGAACGUAGUCGAAAAAGACAUUGUUAAAGCUUAA
Messenger RNA from Spodoptera littoralis (African cotton leafworm), 2271 nucleotides. Lineage: Eukaryota; Metazoa; Arthropoda; Insecta; Lepidoptera; Noctuidae. The record is from the annotation of a GenBank genome assembly.